AAAUAAGUACAGUAGACAUUCUAAAAUGUUACCCAUUAUUUUUAGAAAUCUUAUCUAAAAAAUAAAAUUACUGCAAACUUAAACUUCUGCUGAAUAACAGACAUGUCAAAUACAACAUUAAAUUGAAUUAAAAAACAACAAUAUAAGCAUUUAACAAUAUAAUAUAAUGCAACAUGUCAAUGUUAUUCAGUGAGGUUAUCAGAGAAAUUUUUAUAGGUUUCUUGUUAUUGAAGUCAAUGAAUUAGAAAAUAUUUUAAAAUCUUUACAGAAAAAUAAGAGGGAGACAUUACAUUUGCCGUGUGUAUUUAAAACUUCCCAAUUAAGUAAAAUGAUCAACUUUAAAGCAUUAUCGAGUGUAUCAUAGCCAGUUUUACAAUUCAAAAACAAAAUUAUAUUUAAAAAAGACUGGUUUGACAAGAAAAUUAUUUUUGUUUCAGAUUUACUAAAUAGCAGUGGUGAGAUUUAUACUAAUCAGGAAAUUCUUUCUUCUUCAGGGACUGUUUUUUUGCAUAAUUAUAAUGUGAUUGUGAAAAUCAUCUCUAAUAAACUGCUUUACUUAAAUUCAUCUUACAUCUUACAACUCAGUCUCAAACAAAUUCUAAAAACUGUACUUGGUAAUAUUAGUAUCUUAGAUAUUUUUUUAAUAACUUUUAUAUUAGAAAAUGUCUAAUUCAAAAUAGUAGUUGUUUCCCGAAAGAAAUUUUUAAAUGGCAACAAGCUUUUUCUUUACCUUAUAUGCAAUAUUUUAAAGUGGAUUUCUUUAUUUUUAUUAGGAAGAAAGUGUUUAUGUAAGAGGCAACAGCCAAGCUUUUCUCCAGUGUCAAUCAUUAAUUAAUGCAACCCAAUGGAAACAAUACGAUUUCUUUGCAGAAGAUUUAGAUAAAAAUGUUUGUUACAUUUGAAACACAACAAGCUGUUAGUAAUGACGCGAGCUUCGUGACGUGAAUUUUAGAACGCUCGUUCUAGAAUGUAAAGCCGCGCAGCUCGGAAUUCCAUCAGUUGGUGUAAUUGUGAAUUGCAGAUUAAAUUUGCUGGUUCACUGUUUUACAAUUUGCGAUUGUUUUAGCGACUCAACGAUGCGGCUAAUUAGAAAUAGUCGAGUUCAUCCAUUGGUAGAAGUCCAGGUGCAGGAACCCCACCCCACUGCACCUGCUGAAACUCCUGUUGAUGCCGGUGACAGAAAAUGGUGGAAAGUUUCCUCCUUCUUCAAACGUCUUAAACGACAAGACAAGAGCAGCUCAAGUCAUCAGCAACAACUGAGUAAGUUUGUGAAGCAGGAAAAAGACGAGGGAAAGUCAUAACAUGACAAUAUUUGGAAUAUUAUACCAUUUUAUGCCAUUAUAUAAUGCCAGAAUGACAAUAUAUCAUCACAUGCAAAUAUACUCUUCCAAAGAACACAUAUUUUAUUCUUAAGAAUAUUUCAUUUAAUUAUAGACCUUUUAAAAAUCAGACAUGGAAAUCAGAAUGUGAAAACGCAUAUCCUAAACAUAUAAAUAAUAAUAAAUGUUAACAAAAGGUUCAAGGUAAAGAGUAUCAGAGGCUGUGAUAUCUGCUAGCAGAUCUAUUUUCAUUUGUCAGACACUUACAUGAAAAUUACUAUAUAGUAAAUACUAUAGUGUUAAUUAACCGUACGACACCUCCAAUAAAGAUAGAGAUGUUGCACAAUCAGCUAAUAUGUUGCUAGUAUUUUUUUUUUUAUGUAUGGGCGAUAUAUAUUACAUUAUCAAAAAUGAUUGAUGUCAUGCUUAUGUGUUGUAAAAUACGUCCACACACUGAUUAUUGUGACAGACUCACCCAACAACACAUAAGAUACAGGGUAAUUCUCUGACACUUAUCUCGCCCUCAUUUGAUGUCCAAACUGAAAUGAGUGUUUAAAACAGUCACUAUACACUGAAAUGGAAAAAGACCGCAUGUGUUGUAUUACUCUGUUAUUAUUUGUUUUUAAUAAACUCUUCUGUCAUCUUUAAAUAAGAUGCGCGUCCAAGUAAUGAGGCUUCAGUUGACGCUGCUGAGGAGAAGAAGGAGAGAAAGUGGUGGAAAAGAUUCUUCAGAGAUCAGGAGAGCAGCUCAAAGCGAGAGCAGGAGAGUGAAGCUCAACAACCUGAAGAACAAAAGAUUGAUUCUCCGACUUCUGAAGUGCAGGAGAAACUGACGACAGCAGGAUUCAGUGAUGAUUCCUCUGUCGCCUCAAUUGAAGAUCUCCAGCUCAGCAUAUCUCUGGAUCUCAGCAUUUACACAGAGGAACAAGAGACUCGUUCAAGUGAUGAGGCUCCUGUCAGUGCUGCUGAGGAGGAGAAGAUGGAGAAAGCGGAGAAGCAGAAAAAGAUGGAGAAAGUGGAGGAGAAGAAGGUUGAGAAUGUGGAGAAGAGAAAGAAAUGGUGGAGAAAGAGUAAAGCUCCUAAAGCUGAAGAACAGAAGGGAGCUGCUGAACAGCAGAAGUGUGAACACCACUCCAUGCGGAUACCAAGAUCCAGUGAUGUCUCAAUUUCAGAUGUGGGAUAGGCCUCUAAGAAACUGCCAUGUACUACAUCCUCAGCCACUACCAGCUUGGCAGAGAGCUGGGAGUCGGUGGAUUUGGUGUGGUGUAUCAAGCGAAGCGUUUGGAGGACAAUCUCAGUGUGGCAGUGAAAUAUGUCAACAAGAACGCCGACCACUUGAAAACAUAUUAUCAUCCAGAGGGAAGGAGACUUCCAUUGGAGAUUGUCCUCACGCUGAUGGCGAAUGAAGGGGGCAGUAACCCGGAGAUCAUCCAGCUGCUGGACUGGAAGGACUACAGUGACCAUUUCGUCAUGAUUUUUGAGUAUCCCGCUCCCUGUCAGGAUCUGGAGGACUACAUGAAGGAUCGUGGGGAUAAAAUCAGUGAGGGUUUGGCUAAGAUAGUCAUGAGGCAGGUGAUUCAGGCUAUCCUGGUGUGCUGCCAGCGCAAGGUUUUCCAUCGCGACCUCAAACCCUCCAACCUCCUCAUCAACAUCAGGACACUCCAGGUCAAACUCAUUGACUUUGGGUGCGGUGACGUUUUGAGGGACUCCUACUACAGGACCUACUGUGGCACAAUAUUUUACCUUCCUCCUGAGUUCUUGUACCAUGGGGUAUACCACGCCAAUCCUGCCACAGUGUGGUCUCUGGGGAUUCUGCUGUUCAGAAUGGUGAGCGGAAGAUAUCCGUUCUUCUUCACAUUGCUGUGGAUCCGGUGGAAAAUCUGGCACAAAAGACACCUGUCAAAGGAACUGCUCCAACUUCUCCAUGAGCUCCUCGUGGUAAACCCAGAGAAACGGAUGAAUCUGAAGGACAUCCUUUCCCACAGCUGGUUUACGGAAAGCGAAUGACCAAUUCAGAAGUAGAGUUUAUCUUCAGAUUUACAUCUUUUGGGCUGAAUGAACGACAUCUUGCUAAACAUUUUCCAAUUGUGUGUUUUGUAUAUACUCUGUGCAAUUUAUUGUCUUGUAAUAUGUUGUGUCAAUGUUAUGCUUGUCCAAGACAAAUUUAA
Messenger RNA from Danio rerio (zebrafish), 3487 nucleotides. NCBI's taxonomy places the organism in Eukaryota, Metazoa, Chordata, Actinopteri, Cypriniformes, Danionidae. The record is from RefSeq and is a predicted model, not a curated record.